This is a messenger RNA of Sodiomyces alkalinus F11, 1233 nucleotides long. RefSeq names its product dolichol-phosphate mannosyltransferase. The transcript is spliced from 3 exons. The record is from RefSeq and is a predicted model, not a curated record. Bases 126 to 989 code for a protein of 287 amino acids. NCBI's taxonomy places the organism in Eukaryota, Fungi, Ascomycota, Sordariomycetes, Glomerellales, Plectosphaerellaceae.
CCUUCACUUUCUUUCCUGGGCAAUUAGUCAUCCUUCGGUCUUCUCUUCUGUUUCGUCACUGAGCCAAAAACAGGGUCGAAAACCCCGUCAAUUCAGUCACUCAAGCUCCCCUCCACCAUCUCGCCAUGUCUCCCACUCCGUACUCGGUCAUCGUCCAUCCGCUCGACUCGCACUACAAAGGCGCUUGUGCGUAUGAACAGGGUGCCACGGGGUCCAAGAACGCCAUCAUCUUCAUCGGCGGCCUAGGCGAUGGGCCUCACACCGUGCCCUUUGUGCGUCCGCUCGCCACACAUCUGGAGGCAACCGGCACAGGCUACUCCAUCUUUGAGAUUCGCAUGCGGAGCUCUUUUACUGGCUACGGCUACUCAAGCCUGAAGGAUGACGCGGAGGAUAUCGCCGCCCUAGUCCGCUAUUUGCGUGACAUUGGCAAGGAGAAAGUCGUUCUCCUCGGCCACUCGACCGGUUCUCAGGACUGCAUGGAAUACGCCAAGCGUACCGAUGACCCCGUGGACGGCUUUAUCCUCCAGGGUCCCGUGUCCGAUCGUCAGGCUGUGGAGGGGUUGCUGGAGCCCGAAGAGCUGCAGGAGAGCAUCGAGCUGGCAGCCGAGAUGAUCGCCGAAGAUCGUGGUGAGGAAAUGAUGACACCGGAACAAGUCUACCACAUCUACAAGCCCGUCACGGCGUACCGGUGGCACUCACUUGUUGCCAAGGGGGGCGAUGACGACUAUUUCUCCUCCGACCUCGAUGAAGACGUCGUCGCUGAGUUCUGGGGUCGGUUCAACAAACCGGCGUUAGUCCUCUACUCGGGAGAGGAGGAACACGCCCCCGCGUCUCUCGACAAAGAAACGUUGGUUGAGUCGUGGAAAAAGGCAGGGCCCAAGGUCCAUCCCUCUUCAGGCAUCGUUCCCGGAGCGAGCCACGCCAUCGCGGAGCCAGACGCACAGUCGCGGUUCAAUGAGGCCGUCGCCGAGUUCCUCAAAGAUGUUUAAGGCAUGUCCAGAGCAAGGAAAAGGUGACUUGGGGUAUAAUAUACCUAGUAAAGCUUUACUUUUGGCAUGACAAAGCGGGGAAAGGUUCCCGAGUUGCCAUGUCACAUGUCAGUCACGGCUACAGUGAGGAAGGGGCCGCAAGACGGAUAUGAAUAGAACAACCGUCAGUGAAAAGAUGGCCGGUAGGGAGCCCGCCCGGUGGUCACCGAGUCAAACGUGAACGAACGACCGACAACAUUCGGGC